Messenger RNA from Cloeon dipterum, 2101 nucleotides. Its product is annotated as transmembrane 7 superfamily member 3-like. Gene Ontology annotation, cellular component: plasma membrane. The record is from RefSeq and is a predicted model, not a curated record. The coding region runs from base 126 to 1829 and encodes 567 amino acids. The transcript has 9 exons. Gene Ontology annotation, biological process: negative regulation of programmed cell death. NCBI's taxonomy places the organism in Eukaryota, Metazoa, Arthropoda, Insecta, Ephemeroptera, Baetidae.
GAGUCGCACCCACCCAGAGCCGACCGACUGCUGCAGCAGCUGAUCCGCUCUCGCAACACAACCGCACUCACGGAGCCCCUUCCGUACCCUUUUCGAACCCCACGAUGGCCCCGUGAGACCCUGAAAUGCUCCUCAGGGUGCUGGCCGUCUGUCUUCCGCUGCUCGUGGCCGCCUUGGCCGCAGACUUGCCUCCUCUGGAGGUGCGAGACGUCAAUGAUGGAGACGUGGUGCCCUUUUCAUUUAGCAACACCUCUGGAUCACCGGAUGAUCUACUGGUAGAGGAAAUCAAGGUUCUGCCCGUUCUUGGCAGAGUAACCCUGACCACGCCGAAUCUUCCACCCUUCAUUCGCUUCGUGCUCUUCCAAGCGCACUCGCAAAUCUACAAUGUCACCCUCGCGUACAAUGACACCUUGCUGCCCACAACGCACGUCAAUGGUACCAACGUAGGCCUCUUGGUGCAGCCAAAGGCCAACAUGGCGCAGGUCGAGCUGUCUAACUUCAACAUUGAGACAAAUGUCAGCGUUCUCAUAGUCGUCAGUAUUCUUCGAGUUGAAGAUCCCAUUCCUGGAGGUUGUAACAUGGAGUUCAACACCAAGUUAGCUCCAUACCUUUCAGUCACCUACACGAGUGAUAUGAUUACCAUGAAAAGCCAGCUAGCUGCUCCGCCGUUUCCAUAUUCAUGCAGGUCAAAUCUGCUCGACUAUGAUGUCUACCAUUUGUACCUGGAAGAACGAAACUACAGCCAAGGGGCCUACUUUGAUGGCAUUCGGAAGAUGCUCACUCCCAGCAGGAUUGCAGAGCAUGGCAAGCUGGUGCCUGAAAUUAUUGGUAGGCCCACAUUACAGCGAACGUUUAGUUCGUAUCCUGGUACUGGAUCUGUUUACGCCGUCGUCGUGCGGUAUGACAAUGAAUUUGAUGCCGCCUACGUCCCUGCAGCCACAUAUGCAUGCAGCAUAGUCUUCUGGAAUGACACUUGUGAUGUCCUCACUUCAACAUUCUCCAAGCUGUUAUGUGCUACAAUCCUUUUUCUGGGGGUUUUCAUCUGCUUUGCUGGUCACUACUUUUUCAAGGCAGAGAUGUUCAUCUUUGGUUUUUUAUCUGGCGGGCUAAUUGCCUACAUCUUGGUCUCCCUGCCAGGAAACUUUGAUUUUGAGGGACAUUUGGCCAUAUCUGUCUUGAUAGGCGCAAUUUUCGGUACCUUUUGGCUGUCACUGUGGUGGUUCUACGGCAUCCCGGCCAUUUCCACUUUACUGAUCACACUCACCUUGGGCUACCUUGUUGCUGCGACGGUAUUUUUCUCCGGAGCAGCUGACGUGCCCGUGUUUCAAAAUGAAAUCAACUAUUGGACCGCGUUUUUCUGCAUAGUCGUGGCGGUGCCGAUUUUCAUGGCCAUGGCCGCGCACGUUGCAAAUAUCAUCGCGUGCAGCAUUUUCGGCGCAUUUGCCAUCAUUGCGCCGAUCGACCACUACGUUGGAUCCAAUCUCAAGUACAUAAUCAUCAACAACGUGAGAAAAGCGGCCAACCCUGACUUUAAAACAGCGAUCAUCGACCCUCCUUAUCAAACGAGAGAUCUCAUCUUGAGCGUCGCCUGGGGCGUGCUGGCAAUUCUCGGGGCAUGUGUGCAGCUGUACCUGCACAAGAACAAACCACCCUUCCCGCCUCCACCUCACACCGUGCUGCUGGAUCAACGCGAGCGUCUUGCGUUAGAAAAUGAGCCUCUUCUGCGGGGACAGCCGACUCACUCAUACGCGUCUGUGUCCGUCGGAGACGACAGCGUUUUUGCGUCUCCGCGCGCUGGACCCUCAAGUGCCGGCCAGGAGGGCAACUAACCAAGUGCCAUUAGUAUUGAAAGAGGGUGAUAUUGAAUAAUGAAUGCUGUUUGUAAAAAUGGGCCACAUUUAUUUACAAGAUAUUAAUUCAUUUAUUGGUAUCUUGUCGCUACACAUAGUUGAUUUUUAUAAUUAUUAUUUGGCUACACUCGCUACAACACUUAUUAUUUUUAUAUUGUUGUUAUACAGUAAUCACAGGAUAACAUCUUAUUGCAAAUCAAACAAUUUUGUCAAUAAACAAAGAGAACAAAAAGGUCUCUAUUUUAUACACA